CACCACUGAUCUGCUCUAGCAGUCUGAAUGCAGUGACAUUCCUGUCAGAUUUGUCAGCUCUGAGGCUCUGAAGCAGAUGGAAAGUCGGAGGCUGUAGUGUUGUAAUCGCACCAGAGACCGGCUGAAGGGGUUUUAUUUGUUUUGUUUUGUUUUAUUUUUUUUACACUGGGCUGUUUUGCGCGGUGAUCAUGUGUUUUUUGUGGUUUCAGCCCUUCAGCAUGUUCCAGAGACUCUUCUCCAGGCGCUUCCACGGUGUAACUCAGGGCGAUGAAGAGACGCUGGUGUUUUUUGACCUGGAAACUACAGGCUUAAACAUCUAUGAAUGUGAUAUAGUUCAGCUGUCAGCCAUCAGUGGAGAGAGGAUCUUUAAUGUCUACAUUUUUCCUCGGUGCCCUAUAGACUACGGUGCUUCCAGAGUUACAGGCCUGACCACACGCAGACAGACACUGCUCCUACACGGACAGCCAGUGGAAACAGUCCCACUAAGAGAGGCUCUUAAGUUAUUCAUCUCCUUCCUUAAAGCCUUCAGCAGACCAGUUCUGGUGGGCCACAACUGUAAACGCUUUGACUGCCCUGUCCUGCAACGAAUCCUGAAAGAGUUCAAUCUGCUGGAGGAGUUUCAGGAUGUAGUGUCAUGUUACCUGGACACUCUGGCACUCAGUAGGGAGAUGUUUCCACUCCCGAAAUAUUCUCAGCCCUUCCUGGUCCAGCAUUUCCUUCAAAAAACCUAUGGAGCUCAUGAUGCUACUGAGGAUGUGCGAGCUUUACAGGAGCUCUAUAGAUUUUGGAGGCCAAGAACAGACUUGGAAAAUCGGCACAAGUUUAUUUUAUAGCUCAGAGACGUCAGGGGAGAGUGAGGUCAUUAAUAUUAUAAUGGCAUCGGUAUGGUAUCACUCUGAAUCACUUCAAUCAGAGCACACUGCACAUGCUCAGUCGUGUCACAGCCUGCAAAGCAACAGCACCGGAAAUCACAGCUUAAAGAAAAAAUUUGUCCAAUUUUGUCAAAGUGAAUUUCCUCAUUUGGUUUUUAAAUUGUGUACAUUUUGUAUUCCAGAGAAGCCAAAAUAGACUAGAUUUUAGUAUCAGUGUCUCAUUUCAUGAGCAUUUACACUGCUAAGUAUAUUUCAAAAAAUUUUUAUAAAAUAUUUUUUUAUCAGAUAUUUUUUUGCCUGAGAAACUUCAUAAGCACAAAGAUGAAGAGCCAAGUCAUGAUACACAGUCAUCACCAACGCCUGGAUAUUUUUUUACUCCACCUUUGCCUUAAGCCGAAGACACUGGAUUGGAUCUGCAUCGCCCCCUGGACUGUUUGUUCUGAAGUGAGAGAUACUUGCAUUUUUUUUUUUUUUUUUUUUUACUAAUAAGCUUUACAAAAAUAUGA
Messenger RNA from Hemibagrus wyckioides, 1378 nucleotides. It is a transcript of the gene plex9.1, whose product is annotated as PML-like exon 9.1. The transcript is spliced from 3 exons. Bases 189 to 833 code for a protein of 214 amino acids. NCBI's taxonomy places the organism in Eukaryota, Metazoa, Chordata, Actinopteri, Siluriformes, Bagridae. Gene Ontology annotation, cellular component: cytoplasm. Gene Ontology annotation, biological process: DNA catabolic process. Gene Ontology annotation, molecular function: nucleic acid binding; 3'-5'-DNA exonuclease activity. The record is from RefSeq and is a predicted model, not a curated record.